AUGAAAGAAAGAAAAUAUAUCAAACAAAGUUUUUCUUGCAAAGGUUUAGUUUUCGUUCAUUGGGAUGGUAAAAUUCUUUCUGAUUACCACUGCUCAACUAAAGUAGAACGUUUACCAGUACUGGUUUCAGCAGAUGGAAAUGAAAAGUUAUUAGGAGUAGAGCAAAUGCAGUCGGAAACGUACUUCGAUAGUGGAAUCUGGUGGAUAAAUGCAUCUUUAGCCGGAAUUAGUGGCGGGCGGGCAUUCAGUCGGUCCUUCAUGCCUGCGUGGGCGUUCUACGACAAUGGAAAUGACGUCAGACAAGUAACAGGAGAGCAGAAACGCAAAGAGCUGCUGAACUCAGCCGAAAGGUCCAUCACUAUCCGGGCCGAGCGCCAAAAAUCUGGUCGAUAG
Brassicogethes aeneus is the source of this 393-nucleotide messenger RNA. The record is from the annotation of a GenBank genome assembly. NCBI's taxonomy places the organism in Eukaryota, Metazoa, Arthropoda, Insecta, Coleoptera, Nitidulidae.